AUGUCAUGUUCCGAGAAUUCCGCUUCCAGCUCGUUUUCGGUGAGCUCCUUGAUUUGCCCCAACCGAACAGAAUCCUACUGUCCUGGGGGCUAUUUGCCCUUCAGAUCGGAGCAGAGCUACGGCUUACAGAACUGGCAAGUUGGCGUCGCGCAGCGUAAACAAGGGGGGAUGAAUCACCAGCAAGGUAUAGGUUUGGCUCCACAUCACUACGUGCCAGCGAUGGUAGGCUGGGUAAAUCAGCCACCCUCCAGCCAGGCAGACCGACCCCAACAGAUAAGUAGUUGUUCUUUCGCGCCCAGCGUUAAGGAAGAAGCGAACUAUUGCUUGCUAGAUGGAGAUAAGCACUCGAAGACGCAACCAAGCGUUUCUCCUUACCCGAGAUUGUCGGAAAUGUGCUCUGGUGACAGUGGUAGAGUUCCUGUGCCAAGAUAUUUUCGUCCCAACCCAACCUAUGCAUCAAACAAGCCCACGGAUUACAACCCUCUGCAGCCGGUCGCCGUGCAGUGCUCGGUUCAAUCCGAUAGAUGCUUCAACCCUUCCUUCUCCGCGGCACCAACAUUAUCACCAUCAUCCUCUUCAAAAGCAGGUGAAAAACACACAAACGUGACCACGGUUUCCAAUCAUUUGGGCCAAGCAGAACCCGCAAAGAACGGAGACGAACGAGAGUCCCCCUUCGCAGAAGACGCGUCGUCCUUGCGGUUUGUGGGCGUCGAUAAGACUAUUUCAGAGAAAGAAGUAAAAGAACACACAAAGGCGGAGAAUGCGACAAACUGGCUGACUCCGAAGGGCGGAAGGAAGAAACGCUGCCCAUACACUAAACACCAGACCCUGGAACUGGAAAAGGAAUUUCUCUUUAACAUGUAUUUGACUCGAGAGCGCCGACUGGAGAUCAGCCGGGGCGUGAAUCUGUCUGACCGACAAGUCAAAAUCUGGUUUCAGAACAGAAGAAUGAAGCUGAAAAAGAUGAGCAGGGAAAAUAGAAUUCGAGAAAUGCCAACCAGUUUCCCAAUCUGAUUAGCACUUAUUAAUUGGAUAGCAGAUGCAAACGACUCGUUUUUUUUUGGCAGAAGUCUAGACUCUACAACAACAUUGACAGGCCGGGGGGUAGUAGAGCUGCAAGUUCACAAGUCUAGUCCCUAGAACAACAUUCAGCCAGCGGGGUGGUAGGGAGUGGGGGAGGGUGAAGGAGAAAGAAACAAGAUGGAGCCCAGAGGUUGCAAGUUCAAAAUAACUCAACCUCAAUUUUUUGGGAUUUGCUUGUUAACUCUACAUAAAAUAAAAACUACAGUGUCCCCUGAAACUGUGCAGACGUGCAUUAAUGAAAUAAAUUAACUUAGGCGUCCUAUUAACUAAUUAUAAGGAAAAUAAUCGAAAACAUUUGAUAAAACAAAUAUUUGGCUCGGAUGAUAUUUUCAUCGUCCUCCUUUCGUGGCAUUUGGAUUGAAUUACAUUUGAUUAAAAUGGGCGCAUAGUUGGUUACACGUGUAUGUUACGCUUAGAAAUAUAACCAUUUUAAAAUCUGCGACUUGAGUUUAUGCCGGGACAAUAGAGCAAUUUUAUACUUAGUUUAUGUCCUAGAGUAAGCCAUUUGUACACCUAAUUUUUUUUGUCAUUAACGUGCAACAACAAACAUAAAUGGGCAGGAAA
Messenger RNA from Callorhinchus milii (elephant shark), 1647 nucleotides. It is a transcript of the gene hoxb10a, whose product is annotated as homeobox B10a. The record is from RefSeq and is a predicted model, not a curated record. NCBI's taxonomy places the organism in Eukaryota, Metazoa, Chordata, Chondrichthyes, Chimaeriformes, Callorhinchidae. Gene Ontology annotation, biological process: regulation of transcription by RNA polymerase II. The transcript has 2 exons. The coding region runs from base 1 to 1014 and encodes 337 amino acids. Gene Ontology annotation, molecular function: RNA polymerase II cis-regulatory region sequence-specific DNA binding; DNA-binding transcription factor activity, RNA polymerase II-specific. Gene Ontology annotation, cellular component: nucleus.